Molecule: messenger RNA, 1503 nt
Organism: Closterium sp. Yama58-4
Lineage: Eukaryota; Viridiplantae; Streptophyta; Zygnematophyceae; Desmidiales; Closteriaceae
Source: the annotation of a GenBank genome assembly
AUGGGCACAGCAGAGAUGGGGAGAGCAGAGAUGGGCACAGCAGAGAUGGGGAGAGCAGAGAUGGGCACAGCAGAGAUGGGGAGAGCAGAGAUGGGCAUAGCAGAGAUGGGGAGAGCAGAGAUGGGCACAGCAGAGAUGGGGAGAGCAGAGAUGGGCACAGCAGAGAUGGGGAGAGCAGAGAUGGGCACAGCAGAGAUGGGGAGAGCAGAGAUGGGCACAGCAGAGAUGGGGAGAGCAGAGAUGGGCACAGCAGAGAUGGGCACAGCAGAGAUGGGCACAGCAGAGAUGGGGAGAGCAGAGAUGGGGAGAGCAGAGAUGGGCACAGCAGAGAUGGGCACAGCAGAGAUGGGCACAGCAGAGAUGGGCACAGCAGAGAUGGGGACAGCAGAGAUGGGGACAGCAGAGAUGGGCACAGCAGAGAUGGGCACAGCAGAGAUGGGCACAGCAGAGAUGGGCACAGCAGAGAUGGGCACAGCAGAGAUGGGCACAGCAGAGAUGGGCACAGCAGAGAUGGGGACAGCAGAGAUGGGGACAGCAGAGAUGGGCACAGCAGAGAUGGGGACAGCAGACAUGGGGACAGCAGAGAUGGGCACAGCAGAGAUGGGCACAGCAGAGAUGGGCACAGCAGAGAUGGGCACAGCAGAGAUGGGCACAGCAGAGAUGGGGACAGCAGAGAUGGGCACAGCAGAGAUGGGCACAGCAGAGAUGGGCACAGCAGAGAUGGGCACAGCAGAGAUGGGCACAGCAGAGAUGGGCACAGCAGAGAUGGGCACAGCAGAGAUGGGCACAGCAGAGAUGGGCACAGCAGAGAUGGGCACAGCAGAGAUGGGGACAGCAGAGAUUGUCACAGCAGAGAUGGGCACAGCAGAGAUGGGCACAGCAGAGAUGGGCACAGCAGAGAUGGGCACAGCAGAGAUGGGCACAGCAGAGAUGGGCACAGCAGAGAUGGGCACAGCAGAGAUGGGCACAGCAGAGAUGGGCACAGCAGAGAUGGGGACAGCAGAGAUGGGCACAGCAGAGAUGGGCACAGCAGAGAUGGGCACAGCAGAGAUGGGCACAGCAGAGAUGGGCACAGCAGAGAUGGGGACAGCAGAGAUGGGGACAGCAGAGAUGGGCACAGCAGAGAUGGGCACAGCAGAGAUGGGCACAGCAGAGAUGGGCACAGCAGAGAUGGGCACAGCAGAUAUGGGCACAGCAGAGAUGGGGACAGCAGAGAUGGGCACAGCAGAGAUGGGCACAGCAGAGAUGGGCACAGCAGAGAUGGGCACAGCAGAGAUGGGCACAGCAGAGAUGGGCACAGCAGAGAUGGGGACAGCAGAGAUGGGCACAGCAGAGAUGGGCACAGCAGAGAUGGGCACAGCAGAGAUGGGCACAGCAGAGAUGGGCACAGCAGAUAUGGGCACAGCAGAGAUGGGCACAGCAGAGAUGGGGACAGCAGAGAUGGGGACAGUGGGGACAGAAGGAGUGAGGAGGGGAUAUGGAACUAGACCGAUGAUUGAGUGA